Molecule: messenger RNA, 729 nt
Organism: Ilex paraguariensis (yerba mate)
Lineage: Eukaryota; Viridiplantae; Streptophyta; Magnoliopsida; Aquifoliales; Aquifoliaceae
Source: the annotation of a GenBank genome assembly
CUUAAUUCGACUAGAAUUUGUAAAUCGCUUACAGGUUUCAGAUGGCUUUGUUCGGAUUCAAUAUGCCGAGUGAGGCUGGAUUGCGCAUACUUCUUUGUCCACUUGGUUCCAACAUUGUUGUUCGAACAGCAUGCUGUUCUGUUGGGACUGUUCUACCUGUUUACUCUACUUUUAAAGCAAUUGAAUCGAAAAAUCAAAAUGAGCAGCAAAGGUGGCUUGUGUAUUGGGCAGCUUAUGGAUCUUUUAGUAUUGCAGAAGUAUUCACCGAUAAACUUAUCUACUGGGUUCCACUCUACUAUCACAUGAAGUUUGCAUUCCUUGUUUGGCUUCAACUUCCAUCUACCGACGGGGCAAGGCAAUUGUAUAUGAGUCAUCUGCGUCCUUUCUUCUUGAGGCAUCAAGCUAGACUCGAUCAUAUUGUGGGGUUUUUAUAUGGUGAAAUGUCUAAAUUCAUUAGUGCACACGAAGCAGAGUUUGAGUGUGCAAGGACACUUCUGAUGAAGAUUCUAGUGGCAGCAAACCAGUUGGUUGGGGAUAUCAUGCACCCAGGGAGAAGGCAAGCACAUGGUGCGAUUGAAGGCCCAACAAGGCAGGUAGAGACUUCAGACUCAGACUCAGAUGGUGAUGAAUGAUGCAAUCUGUUCUUCCAACCAAGCAUAGGUUGUCUGUAAAAUUGUUUGGUCUGCCUGUGAAAGAUGAAUAUUUUUUUAUAACUUUGAAGAAUCGAAG